Molecule: messenger RNA, 1068 nt
Organism: Panthera uncia (snow leopard)
Lineage: Eukaryota; Metazoa; Chordata; Mammalia; Carnivora; Felidae
Gene: ATOH1
Product: atonal bHLH transcription factor 1
Exons: 1
Coding region: 1-1068 (355 amino acids)
Molecular function (GO): protein dimerization activity
Source: RefSeq, a predicted model, not a curated record
AUGUCCCGCCUGCUGCACGCAGAGGAGUGGGCUGAAGUGAAGGAGUUGGGGGACCACCAUCGCCAUCCCCAGCCGCACCACCUGCCGCAGCCGCCGCUGCCGCAGCCACCUGCGACCCUGCAGGCAAGAGAGCAUCCCGUGUACCCGGCCGAGCUGUCCCUCCUGGACAGCACCGACCCACGCGCCUGGCUGGCUCCUACUUUGCAGGGCAUCUGUACGGCACGCGCCGCCCAGUACUUGCUGCAUUCCCCGGAGCUGGGUGCCUCCGAGGCUGCGGCGCCCCGGGAGGAGGCGGACAGCCGGGGGGAGCUCGUGAGGAGGAGCGGCGGCGGCGGCGGCGGCGGCAGCAGCAAGAGUCCCGGGCCAGUGAAAGUGCGGGAACAGCUGUGCAAGCUGAAAGGCGGGGUGGUGGUAGACGAGCUGAGCUGCAGCCGCCAGCGCGCCCCUUCCAGCAAACAGGUGAAUGGGGUGCAGAAGCAAAGGCGGCUGGCGGCCAACGCCAGGGAGCGACGCAGGAUGCACGGGCUGAACCACGCCUUCGACCAGCUGCGCAAUGUUAUCCCGUCCUUCAACAACGACAAGAAGCUGUCCAAGUAUGAGACCCUGCAGAUGGCCCAGAUCUACAUCAACGCCUUGUCCGAGCUGCUACAAACACCCAGCGGCGGGGAGCAGCCACCGCCGCCGCCAGCGUCUUGCAAGAGCGACCAUCACCAUCUUCGCGCCGCCGCCCCCUACGAGGGCGGCGCGGGCACCGCGACCGCUGCGGGGACCCAGCCCGCCUCGGGAGGGGGCCCCCGGCCGACGGCGCCCGGAAACUGCCGGACUCGCUUUUCCGCCCCGGCCUCCGCGGGAGGAUAUUCGGUGCAGCUGGACGCUCUGCACUUCUCGACUUUCGAGGACAGCGCCCUGACGGCGAUGAUGGCGCAAAAGAACCUGUCGCCUUCGCUGCCCGGGGGCAUCCUGCAGCCAGUGCAGGAGGAAAGUAGCAAAACUUCGCCCCGGUCCCACAGAAGCGACGGGGAGUUUUCCCCCCAUUCCCAUUACAGUGACUCAGAUGAGGCAAGUUAG